AUGUCUGAUAAGGAUCGGAUUGCGGAACUCGAAAGGUUGCUACACGAAGUGACACGCAAGAGCGAAAGGUUGCGCGAGGAAGAGCAACGCAAGCACGAAAGGUUGCUAGAGGAAGACAGACGCAAGGACCAAAAGUCCACGCUGUCAGAGUACUUGUAUUACUGUCACUUUCAUAUCUAUUUAAAGCUCCGUCUCCCGCCACCGGGCCAUGGCUUGCCGGUGCCCGCAACGCCUGUCGACGGUAAAUUCUACCCAAAGCGGCUUCUCCCCUGGAGAACCUUUGCCCACCAGCGGGAACUACGAUUUAACGACCUCAGGGCGGCUUGCGCCCAGGACCGGCGUUUUCUAUCAGAGCUGGAUACUAAGAUCAUUGGUAGACUGUUUGAAGGGACUAUCGCUGAGUACAUAUCAGAUCUCUGGAAUUUCGAACGGUUCGCUAUCGAGCAACCAGUCGGCAAAAUUCUCGCGCCCAUCUGGGACGACAAGGGACUACGUGGGCGGUAUCCGUUUGCGGAUAUACGUGUGAAGAGCGCAGGAGAAAUGCCCGGGUUUGGUGAACAUAUCAUAGCCAGGGAGACCAGGCCUUACGGCUUCGGUAUCCAAACGAGCCUGGACGGCAGUGAACACUACGCUUUCGUGUUUGAUUACCAGCACGAUUACGUGUUGUCCGUGGAGCAUCUCCAAGAGGCUCUUCAAAUGGAGACACUAUUCGAAGAUGUCAACGCCCGGGUUAUGAGCAAAUCAGACACGAGACAAGGCAAUGCUCAAGAGGCCUGGCAAUAA
Molecule: messenger RNA, 783 nt
Organism: Metarhizium robertsii ARSEF 23
Lineage: Eukaryota; Fungi; Ascomycota; Sordariomycetes; Hypocreales; Clavicipitaceae
Exons: 1
Coding region: 1-783 (260 amino acids)
Source: RefSeq, a predicted model, not a curated record